AUGGCGGGGCUAUCUAACGGAGCAGCGGCGGCGACUGCCGACGGCGACCAGACACACACGGCAUCGCAGCGGUAUCUGUCGACGCGGGGUGAGGAUGAGAAUCUAUCGUUCGAAGAGGUAGUUCUGCAGGGACUUGGCUCGGAUGGCGGCCUUUUUAUCCCCCACGAAAUUCCUACGGCCAAAGACUGGCAGAGCUGGAGCGAGCUGUCCUUUCCAGAGCUGGCCUUCCGUGUUCUGUCUCUGUAUAUCUCGCCGUCCGAAAUACCAUCAGCCGACCUGCAGGACAUUAUCAACCGCAGCUACGCGACGUUCCGGGCUGAGGACGUGACUCCUCUGGUGCACCUCAAGGACAACCUUUACCUGCUCGAGCUGUUCCACGGACCGACGUUUGCCUUCAAAGAUGUGGCCCUCCAGUUUCUGGGCAACCUGUUCGAGUACUUCCUUGUUCGGAGGAAUGAGGGCAAGACAGGACGUGUGGUCGGUGCGACGUCUGGCGAUACGGGCAGUGCUGCGAUCUACGGUCUGCGCGGGAAGAAGGACGUUUCGGUGUUCAUUCUCCACCCGAAGGGCCGUGUCAGCCCGAUCCAGGAGGCGCAGAUGGCGACGGUGCUGGACAAGAACGUGCACAACUUGGCAGUGACAGGCACUUUUGACGAUUGCCAGGACAUUGUCAAGGCGCUGUUUGCGGAUGCAGAGACGAACAAGACGCUGCGGCUGGGCGCGAUCAACUCGAUCAACUUUGCACGGAUCUUAGCGCAAAUCACGUACUACUUCUACUCGUACUUCUCGCUGGCCAAGAAGCUGCCAGCGUUCAAGGUGGGCGACAAGCUGCGCUUCGCCGUGCCGACGGGCAACUUUGGCGACGUGUUGGCAGGCUACUUUGCGUACCGGAUGGGCCUGCCGAUCGACAAGCUCGUGAUCGCGACGAACGAGAACGACAUCCUCGACCGGUUCUGGAAGACGGGCCGAUACGAGAAGCAGCAGCAGCCACAGGAGGGCAGCGAGGCGGCAGCGGCAGCAGCAGCAGCGGAAGCGACGGCGGCCCCGGCCGAGGGCGUCCUCGUCAAGGAGACGCUGAGCCCGGCCAUGGACAUCCUGGUGUCGAGCAACUUUGAGCGGCUGCUCUGGUUCCUGGCUUACGAAUUUGCGGCCAGCGCGGGCAUGGACGACGCGUGGAACAAGAAGCAGGCGGGCCAGGAGGUGGUUGUGUGGCUGCGCGACCUCAAGACAAAGGCCGGCUUCGGGCCGGUGUACAAGGACGUGCUGGAGGCGGCGCGGCGGACGUUUGAGAGCGAGCGGGUCAGCGACGAGCAGACGCUGGACACGAUCCGGCGGACGUACGGCGCCACGGCCGACAACUACGUUCUGGACCCGCACACAGCCGUUGGCGUGACGGCAGCCGAGCGGUCGAUUGCCCGCGCAGGCACGGAUAUGCCGCACAUUGCGCUGUCGACGGCUCAUCCGGCCAAGUUUGCCGGUGCCGUGGUGACGGCGCUGCAGGGCGAGGCCGGCUUCGACUUUGACAACAACGUGCGGCCGGCCGAGUUCGUCGGGCUCGAGGAGAAGGAGCGUCGCGUGACCCAGGCCGAGAACGACUGGAGGGCCGUUGGCGCGCUGGUCCGCCGGCAGGUGGAGGAGGAGCUGGCUGCGGCCGAGCAGUGA
Messenger RNA from Grosmannia clavigera kw1407, 1662 nucleotides. Its product is annotated as threonine synthase. Gene Ontology annotation, biological process: L-threonine biosynthetic process. Gene Ontology annotation, molecular function: pyridoxal phosphate binding; threonine synthase activity. The record is from RefSeq and is a predicted model, not a curated record. The coding region runs from base 1 to 1662 and encodes 553 amino acids. The transcript has 4 exons. Lineage: Eukaryota; Fungi; Ascomycota; Sordariomycetes; Ophiostomatales; Ophiostomataceae.